Messenger RNA from Emericellopsis cladophorae, 273 nucleotides. RefSeq lists its product as uncharacterized. The transcript has a single exon. The record is from RefSeq and is a predicted model, not a curated record. NCBI's taxonomy places the organism in Eukaryota, Fungi, Ascomycota, Sordariomycetes, Hypocreales, Bionectriaceae. Bases 1 to 273 code for a protein of 90 amino acids.
AUGCCAGCCGCGAUCGCGAACGAAGCGCGCCUCAGCCUCAACCUCAGCCGCCCACGCCGCAACAGCAACCGCGUCAGCUAUCCCAGCAUCACCAACAGAGUCCGGUCAGCUAUCCUGCGCAUCGCGAAUACUCCUACCCACACCCGUCACCUGGUAAUCCCCCAUCACGCGAAUAUGAGUACCACGCUGCGCCAUAUCACCAAGGGCAUCCGCAGUCGCCCUAUCAACAGCCGCCGUAUCCACAAGGUCGCCCAGGCCCGCCGCCUCCCUUGA